AUGAAAAAAACUGAUACAUUUAGUUUUGGACCUUGGAAAAUAACUACAGCGAAAGGAGCCAUUUUAAAAGCAGGAGAUGUUGACAGGUAAACUUAAGCUUAAAACAUACACUUGACAACAUUAAACUUUAUCAGUGUUGUAAUCUUGUGGAGGAAUUUGACACGUCUGUGGAUGUGGGUGCGUUCCAUUUUUAACCUGAAGGGUUAAUACUAUCUCGUCAGCACCAUUGCAAUACAUAUGCAAAGGGUCUAGAUUUUUAAUGAAAAAAUUCAAACCCCCCUAUUCAAAAAUAAUUCACCAUCCUUAGGGGGCUGGUGGUUAAAAAAUGGCAGGUUAUGUGAUCUGGACAUGGACAUAGAAAGGCGUUCCAAGGGCCAGUAGACUCUACAAACAAAAUGGCCCUGAAAUCUGGCAAUGAUCUUGUCACAGAGCACCAACAAAAGACAGAAAAAGCUGAAGGAAUUGUGCAGUGGCAAUCAUUUUUAUAUGAAGGGAAAGCAAGCAUCUGCUCAGUUUUGUAGUUGAACUAUUUCAGCUGCAAAAUAAAAAAACUCUCCUCUCUGGACCGGCAGGGACAGUUUCAUUCUAGCAAAUGCAACAGUGCCAUUUUUUCGUAACCUACCCGGUAACAGCAGUCUCAGAAAUGACUGACAAAGUGACAGCAUAACCCUUAAGAAAGCCUCCAUUAAAGGCCAAAACAGGGAGCAAAGAAAGUCAGUUUUACAGCCUGCCACUCGCGCAAGCUGUGGUUAGCAUGUACUAGCCCACAAGUCAUUUCAACUGGCCCUAAAACCCUUUUUGAUUAGCAGGAUUGAUUACAAUCCUUCUGCAAUUUGAAUUUCCCCCAAAGAAACAGCACUUGCCCGUCGGGCAAGUUAGGAACAAAAAUCACUAGCCAGAUAGCAAAGUCCACCAGCCCCGAGCUAUCGGACACAACUUUCUUUGCGUGUUGCUAAAUGCUCGUUGUCCAGGUUACUGGUAAUAGUCACUAAUAUUCACUUGAUCUCUGUACUACGAUUAGUCUGUGCUAUUGUCAAUUAACUGAUUGAACAUAAAGACUCCUACAUGUACACUUGCAGUGGUAGAAACUACAGGAGUCAGUUGUGUUGAUGGUUGCGUGAUAAGAUUAAAGUAGGGCAAAUGGCCUAGAUCCUCAAAGGAGGGGGUGGGGUGUACUCUAUGACUGAUAAGUGGAGUAUUAAACCAUUCUGACCAUUAACUAACCCUCCCCUAGUUUUGCAAGUAGUUAUUAAACUGCUGUACAAUGCUUUAUGGUUUAAUCACUCCUUGAAUUUUCAUCGAUAUAGGUCAGAAAAGGACUGUGAUUUUUAGGGCCUCUGACUAAUAUUUUAUGUAGCAUUAAAAAUAAUCACCUUAUAGCUGCUACUGGCUUUAAAGGUAAUUUACUUUGUUACUAUUUUUUUCUAUUAAUCAUGUGUAGAAUCUCUGCUGAACUUGAGCUUCCCUCCCUUCCUGAAAUGGUGUUUGGCGACAACAUUCUGCAGAUCGAUCACACUGCAGGGUUUGGAAUUCAGUUCAAUGCAAUAGAUGCACUUAAACAUGUGGAUAACAAACAUGACCUUAUGAAAGUUGCUGUAGCUGAAGAGUGGCAAAGUAAAAGGUAAUAGAGAGGAGAAGUUGUUAUGCCAUGUUGCCAUGGUAGCAAAAUUUCUGGAUCUCAACAAACCAUGAUCCUGCAAAUAUGGCAGAAAAAAAUGAAAGUGAUUGACAUGUAUGACUUUCCUGUGCAUGAUUGAACUCAGGAACAAAUUGGUAGCCCAUGCAAUGUACUUUUCUUCAUUAUUUGCCAAUGCAAAUAACUAUCUCUGCCAAGAAAGAUUGUUAAGAUCCAUGAAUUUUGCUUCCAUGGUAAUUGGACAUUGAUCACACUUCUCCUCUUUAUUGCUAUGAUAGGUCUACUGUUAACCCUUUGAGCCCCAAUAUCCACAUGCAAAUUCUCCAAACUGAUCUCUAUACAUUUCUUUAAAGAAUGAGUUGAGAGAAUUUGAGAAAAGAUCAAAGCAUUUUCUCUUAGGUAAUCAUUUAAUUAAUUCUCAUAACCUAAUCUCUUGACAUUGUAUGGAUAUCAUUAGGAGAAAAGUGAUGUUGGUCACUAUUGGUACUAUACCUAAAAGGCUAAUUAAAAUGUGAACUGAAGAUAUGUUCUUGUAUUAUUUUUCAAUCCCAACUGUACUUCACCAUUAAUUUUUAUUGUCUUCAUUGACAAUGCUACUGAUUAAGUUGUGGAGCAAUAACUUAUUAACAGUGUACUAUACCGAGUUUAAAGUGAUGUACUCUUUGACAGGUUGACAUGGUUGACAUUUCUCCACGGUUUGCAAAUUUUAUUGACCCUAAUAUGUCUUUAAAUCAAAUUAUAUUAAUAAGAAAAUAUUUUAUAAAACAUUUCAUUGCAUUUUCUUUUUGUGUAGCAUACAGUAUUUGCAGGUAUUUGCAGUUCUUGGCUCUUGCAUGCUUUUAUUUCAGGGCCUCAAAGCUAUUUACACAUGCUUUUUGAGAAUUACAGAUUUGUUUGGUUGUUUGUUUGUUUUUUCAUUUAUCCUUAUCUUCUUUGAAACCAAUAUUUCUUUAGGCAGGAUUCAGAAUAUAUAAAGGAAGUGAUAAAACCUUUUGAUUGGACGUUCACAACAGAUUACAGGGGUACACUGACAGGCAAAAACAAGAUGACCAUGAAGGUAAAAACCUUUUUUACAUUGUCAUUAAAUAAUACAUAAUUUGUUGUUUUAAUGUACAAACCUACGGCAAAUAAUUCUCAGUUUUUGGUUGUUAUUCAGAAAUAAGAUUCAGUUGUUAAACAAAUGACUCAAAAAGUGCAGUGCCAUAGUAAGAACAGUGGACACAUUAAGCACUUGAUCAUGAUAUGCAAAUUUAAAGGAUCAUGCCAAUUGACUCAACUGACACAGUAACUUUUUUACAUUAGAUGUAGUAUCUAGCCCAUCAUGGAAUUUCCUCAGAAGGCAGUCCUUAAUACACCUCAUUUACAGCCAAAAUUCGUUGUAUCACACCAUGCGUUUUGCAAAUUGCAAAUUAAAGGAUUUUGGGUUUCUCUGUUCUGUAACUGAAAUCGUUUGAGUGCGGAUGGGGUUAAUACAAACCACAAUGCUAUGCACUUUCCCUGCUUUGCAAGCAAAAACAAAACUGCAAUUUACUAUAGAGUAUAGACUGCUCAAGAAUAGCGAAGGAAAUUGCGAUGGUGAGUGGAAUUUUUUGUCAAAGGAAGGAGCCAGACAUUGUUUAAUUAUGCAAGUGGCAUAGACAUUUGUAUUAAGAAAGAUCAAAAAAAUAUUUGAACCAAAUGAGUCAAUUACUGCCCAAACCAGGACGAUCACAAGAAAGGAACCUUGAAACAAAGAAACAAAGAAAAUGGAUCAAAAUCCACCAAUCACAAAAUCACAAACCAUGACCUUUUGAACUCGUUCAAGUAAACAUCUGUUUCCUAUAAGAGUUUCAUGAUUGACGGAACAGGAAACCCAAAAUUUCUCUGAAGUUUGCAAACGGACAGCGCGAUACAAUAAAUUUAGCUGUAAAGUGUAUUCUUCAGACUCACCUUUGAAGGCAUAUGUAACAAAUUAAGUUCUAACCUCUGACUGUGCAUGUUCGAUCUGACAUUAAACUGCAUCAUGUGACCAGUCCCCUGCAGCAUGUGUAGUAUGUAUCUCUAUUUUUUAAAUGUUUCAGUUUGCAAGCAGCUUUAGCCUGGUUUCGCUCACCCAAAAUACAUGUAUGCCUGCACUGCAGGCUAAAGCAGCUUGGAUACUUUAUCUCCACCAGAAUGCAGUUUGCUCAUCUUUAUAGCAACAAUAUUAUAUGGCUUCCUUGGCCUUGUUGAGUGAUCUUUAUUCCUUUCAGGUGGAGUCUACUGAUGAGAGAAUAGAUAUGGAACAGUUGAAGGUCAAAGAAAAAAUCUACUUCUAUGAGGAUGUCAUAUUGUUUGAAGAUGAACUAGCAGAUAAUGGGAUUUCUAAAUUAAAUGUAAAAAUGGUAAAGACUAAAAUUAAUGUCUUGUAUAAUAUUAUAAAUAAUAAUUAAAAUUUGUACAUCAAAAUACUUCAAAUACUUUAAAAGGAAAAGGAAAGUUCAUGUGCUCUUUUUUUUAUCACUUGAAGCUUGAAGGGUAUUAGGGUGAGGGAACUUGCCCAUGCAUCCCCUUCUCCUGCACAUUACCUGUAUUGUAUUUUUCGAAAGUACCACACAGGCCAGCAUUUCCUCACAGUCUUUCAUUCUAGAGAUAGAGAGACUUGAGCAAUUAAAACAGUUAGGAAUAUAUUGCCAUGUCCCUGCAAAAUAAGUUGGAGUUGCAUUGUGGCAAAAAGGUGUUAAUUUUAUGGUAUAAGCAGAGUGAGCGGUGUAUAAAGAUAGGUAUUGUGAAAGAAUACAAAUUUACUUUUAUAGUCAGUAACAUAGGCAUUGAUAAUAAAUCAAAGAAUCAGUGACUUGGAAGAAAAUAUCUGUCUUUUCUUUUUCAGCGUGUUAUGCAAGGUGGUUUCUUUUUACUUCUGAGGUUUUUCAUGCGAGUGGAUGGUGUUCUUAUUAGAAUCAAUGAUACAAGAAUAUACCACAAGGUAAAAAAAAGUAAAGUGAAACUGUGUCAUCACUCAGAUGGUUACAUGUACAUCAUAGGAUUUGAUUUACACAAACCCAAAAGUUACAACUACAUGGGACAAUACCUAAAGUAAGUCUUGUGUGCAUGUCAAGAAAAAUCAAGCCUGCACUCAUGAGAUAUUUCACUGUAUGCCACUCGAAAGCACUGCAUAACUUGCGUAUACACAAUAAACCACCCUCAUACUUAGGAUGCUAGCCUGCGUGCAGACUUCUUUUAUGCACCCAGGCUAUAGGACACUUACUAUUCGGUGCGAACUGACCGGCCACACUAGUUCAGCCAUGUCAGUCCAUAAUUUCUAAGAAGUAUGCAAGGUAGCGAUGUGUUUUAAGGAAAACUCAACCAAAAAGUUGUAGCUGUCUCAUUCUUUUGUGAGAGAUAUGAAACGUUUAUCAUCUUCCAUUAUUAUGUCUAAAUAUUUCAGGCUGGUUCUUCGUACAUGUUACGAGAAUAUUCCUCAAAAGAAAGAAAAAUCGAAGAAAUCUUGGGACUCAAGGUAUAGUUAUCCUGAAUGAAUGUUACAUUAAAUAUCUUGUUUGUUGUUAUUUAGUGUCCAAUGCACUGAAAACUUGGGUGGCUGUAUUUUGGUGGCAGGGGGACCAAGUGGUCAGUGCAUUGGACUCACAAUCCGGUGGUCCUUCCUCCAAAUCCCGCUCUAACCACCAGCUGCAUUUGUUUAUCGUCCAUCUCAAGAUCAACUCCUUGACCACGCCCAUGAAAAGCCGACUGAUUGCCUCCUGUUAAUUGGAGUAUUUAAUCUUAUUAUUGAUGUUUUCUUCACAUUAUUUCUUCCAAAUUAUUUGAGUGGAGUGCUUGUAAACUUCAAUUCUGGACAAAAAAAAUUCUAAAGAUAGUUUUCCCUUUGGCUUAAAACCUACCUACUCAAAUCGCGCUGAAACUUCGUAAAAACAAACACAAGCACACGAGGUAACAACAUUUACAUUUUAUUAAUAACUUUUAUCGCUUUUAGUUCAUUUAUUUAAUGUAAGACUUCCCAUAAAAACUCUCAUAUUACGCUUGGGCCACCUGUGUCACAAUUAGCAUCAUGAUGUCUUAUUACAAUCAUACUCAGCGUGUUUCAUACAGUUCCUCGUGUCAGCGAAAACGUGAUUUAUGCCAUACUAUGCCGAAUGAUAUUCAGGUGGGAAUGUGAUUCAGACACCGGACACAAGACCCAGCUGGCCUGAAUGUGGACUAAAUUUUAUUUGAACCUGUCAAAGUCAGCGCGCGCAAGUACCAUUACUCCUUUGUUUUGUAUUUUUAUUUGAACGUUAUAUUGCGCGUGCAGUUCCUUUUAAAUGAAUAUUUGCGUUGUAUAGUGUUUUCAAAAUUUUUGUAAGACUUUAGAUUAAUCUUUUUCUUUUCUAAAUAUAUCGUAGAUCAAAGCCUGAUCGGGAAAUUAUUAAUAAUUCAUCGAGUUUUAAGCGAUUCUUAGUGUUUAUCCGACACCUGAUGUACAUUUUUGCUAAUGAAAUGAGUUUCGGUGUCAAACCAGCCCCAAGGCGACGCCCUGUAAUCUUUGAAUAUUACUAGUUUGUAUAGGUAAUAGCAAGAUUAUUAAAAUCAUGCUAUUAUUUGUUUAUAUUACUACCUGCAAAAGGUUUGUAAUUUUCAUAUGUAGGUAUUUCAAAUUAAGCUGAAAUACCACUGCUCUAAGCCAAUCAAAUUGCAGAAAUUUCCCAUGUAGUAGUGUAAAUUUAUUUAUUUGUUUCUUUGUUUAGGUUCCUAUCACAGAUCCCACAGAGCUAGCUCAGCAUUUAGUUCUCAAGAACGAAAUAUUUGAGAAACUUUCCUUUCCCGAUGGAGUGGAUGAGAAGUUUGGCGUGGAGCAAUCUGUAAGUUAA
Porites evermanni is the source of this 6462-nucleotide messenger RNA. Lineage: Eukaryota; Metazoa; Cnidaria; Anthozoa; Scleractinia; Poritidae. The record is from the annotation of a GenBank genome assembly.